AUGGAGGAAACACUGAACCCGAGGAAGGUUGGACCAUCCCACGACAGGGUCGAGCAUAAAAGACAGCAUGACCCGAGCCCCCAUCAAGAACCACCUCGGAGUAAACAGAGACAGGAGGCUUCCCUGACGUCAUUCACACGUUUAAACACAUCGAAAACAAACAUUUUGAUGGAAAUCAAGGAUAUGAAGGAGCUCAAAUGGCCUGCGAGAAUGAGGUCACCCCCCCAGUCCAGGGACAUGAGCAAAUACUCCCUUAUUAAAAGGGGACUUCUGGGUUCCUACAUUGGUAAUGACAAACGCCCGAAGAAUGAUGGUGGUAGGGACAGAGCCCCUGAAGUAAAGCGGGAUGGUCAACCCACAGCUGGAAUCAUCAACAUCAUUGUUGGGGGUAUUGCAUCAGGAGGAGAUUCUAACACUGGGAGGAAGCAGUAUGCCCGGCAAUACAUGACAACCACGAAAGCACAUCAUGGUGACCUCGAGGACAUAACAUUUGGUAUGAAGGAUCUUGAGGGCGUGUCGUUUCCUCAUGAUGACGCCCUAGUCAUCUCUGCAAUAGUAGCAAACUUCGAGGUAAAGAGGAUCUUAAUCGACAACGGAAGUGCUGCUAACAUAUUGUCACAUGAAGCCUUCACAAAAAUGGGAAUCUCUCCCGAACAACUGAAGACAGUGAAAACCCCCCUUCAAGGAUUCGGGGGGGGUAUUAUUGUUCCGGAGGGAGUGGUCGAGCUUCCGCUUACCUUAGGCUCGGGAAAAGAACAGAUAACGGUGAUUACAUCUUUUCAGAUUGUUCGGUCUUCCAUGGCAUACAACACCAUCUUGGGUAGACCAUUGCUCAAUAAGGUAAAAGCUAUUGUUUCCACCUCGCCAUGA
Messenger RNA from Olea europaea var. sylvestris, 870 nucleotides. RefSeq lists its product as uncharacterized. The record is from RefSeq and is a predicted model, not a curated record. The transcript is spliced from 2 exons. The coding region runs from base 1 to 870 and encodes 289 amino acids. Lineage: Eukaryota; Viridiplantae; Streptophyta; Magnoliopsida; Lamiales; Oleaceae.